UCUCAGAAACGUUAUGAUCGCCGCGCGACACAGUCAAACCAAUUGCUCCUACAGACAGACCGCGGCUUCCUACUAACCAACAACUCACCCGCCGUGCACUUGUGUCGACGGUUGGCCGCCUAAGUGAACAGUACCAUGUCUCUUUGCUCUUUGGCGCCAUCCUUGGUUAGAAUUUGUACGCGGCCCACCCCGUCGUGGAGAUUGAUUCACAGCUCGAAUACCCUCCCACCACCUCCUUCCCUGACAACCUUGGAGACUUUGCAACAUGCAAGGGAAGCACGCCAGUGGCUGUCCCAGUUCAAAACUGCUGCUGCGGUGCCAAAACACUUGGUGGAACUAACGUUCUCCCGAAGUUCAGGGCCUGGAGGACAAAACGUGAACAAAGUGGCGACGAAGGUGACUGCACGAUGUCAACUUGACGCGUCUUGGAUUCCUCUGUGGGCCCGGGAAUGCCUCAUGCGGAGUCCCUGCUAUGUUAAGUCCUCCAAUUCUCUCUUAGUGACUUCCAGCGCAUCUCGUUCACAAGCACUCAACGUCGACGAUUCGCUCUCUAAGUUGCACAAAUUAGUGACGGAGUGUGCGUCGAAGGUGAUCCCAACGCCUACUUCUGAGGGACAACGACAACACGUUGCUUCACUCCGCAAAGAGGAUGCUCAGCGCAGGAUAAAACAGAAAAACUAUCGAAGUCAGAUCAAGAAGAGCAGGUCUAGCAAAGGUUGGGACUAG
Messenger RNA from Pisolithus orientalis, 726 nucleotides. RefSeq lists its product as uncharacterized. Gene Ontology annotation, biological process: mitochondrial translational termination. Gene Ontology annotation, molecular function: translation release factor activity. Gene Ontology annotation, cellular component: mitochondrial large ribosomal subunit. The transcript is spliced from 4 exons. The coding region runs from base 136 to 726 and encodes 196 amino acids. The record is from RefSeq and is a predicted model, not a curated record. Lineage: Eukaryota; Fungi; Basidiomycota; Agaricomycetes; Boletales; Pisolithaceae.